UCUUCCUAUUUGAAUAUAUGUCGACAGCUGGGUUCUACUCCCGCUUUGUCACAGCUUCUGAACUUCCAGUCGAAGGCAAUGGCGAAGCGAAAGCACCGUGAACUCGCGGCGGAAGAGGCCGACGACGUCGUUUCUGAUAUUUCCGGGUUUGGGGGUUUUGAAUUAAUCAGGGAUUGUUAUCAUGCACAUCCAAUUUGGAAGACGAUCCGGUUAGCUGCAGCAAAAGGUUGUUCUAAUCGAGCUUCGUUAUUAUCGCAGUUUCCUCAAGUCCGAAGGUCAAAAGGGAUUUCGAGGGAUGUAAAUAUGGCAACAGUGCAAAAUGGUGAAAUCCGUCAAGCAAGCACUGUGGAGGAGAACACAAGUCAGUGCUUCUUUACUACAUAUCCACGCAAACCUAGGAAUACGAGAAGCAAAAGAAAAGCAAAGCCAAGUGAUCGUGAAGUUAUUAGCGAACAUCCUCUCUGUUGUGAUAGACAAUCGAGGAGGCUGCGUCGUAGCACCACGGGUAUUCAGAAAUUGGGGAAGUUGGGCUCGGAAAAGUUCGAAUCCUAUAUAGAGACUGUGUGGAGAAGAUUUCCGGAAGAGAAAAGGAAUGCGUUUACUUGUCUUGACUCACUGUGGUUUUCUUUGUACUCAAAAGAACCUCUUAAAGCAAAGGUGUUGAGUUGGAUCAAGAAGAAGGACAUAUUCUCGAAGAAAUAUGUUUUCGUUCCAAUUGUUCAGUGGAAUCACUGGUUUCUUUUAAUCUUUUGUCACUUUGGUGAAAGUCAACAAUCGAAAACCGAAAGUCGUUGCAUGUUGCUGUUAGAUUCGCUGCGAAAAGCCAACUCUACGCAGCUAGAACCUGGAAUUAGAAGAUUUGUCGUUGACAUAUUUAAUACCGAAGAAAGGCCAGAAAAGAAAGGGCUAAUCAAUAAAAUUCCUCUUCUAAUCCCCAAGGUAACAACAAAAAUAAUAACAUACCGUAAUUUCCAUCAAAUUUAUUUGUCGACUUACCUGGAUAAACCUCCACGAUUCCAGGUGCCACAACAGAAAAGUGGCGAGGAAUGCGGGUUUUACGUUCUACACUACAUAAAUAAAUUCUUAGAGAGCAAUCCUGAUAGUUUUACCUUCUCCAAGGGAAAUCCUCACUUUAUGAAAGAAGAUUGGUUCACUCCCGAAGAUGUGGAAUGCUUUAUUCAAAAACUGAAUUCCACAAACACAACUUCCGAGUAGUCAGAUUAAAUCUUUUUCAACAGUUACUACUACGACAUAUACGGAAUCGGUGAGUUUUAGCAGUAAGAAGGUAAAUGUUUUACGACGAAUCAGUAAUAUUAUCGGUAACAUGUCUAUCCUGGCAGUAAAAAUAGGACGAUAGUAUCUUUCUUUCUUCCUACUUGCUUCAGUAAUUAAGUAGAUUGUAUAUAAGACUGUGACUCAAGAACUUCUUCAGUAUCCUGGGAAACUAGAUGUAGCAUCUAUCAUUUUAUUUUAUUAUUUUAUUUUUUUGGUAACUAGUCUUAUAUAUUAUAGUUAUUACAAACCAGGUAACUAAAAGAAUUCAAACCCUGGAUCUCUCAAAAGCCCUUUGUAUGACAUUUUGUUUAAUAAUUGUUUAAUUUUAUUUGUCAUGA
Erythranthe guttata (spotted monkey flower) is the source of this 1613-nucleotide messenger RNA. The record is from RefSeq and is a predicted model, not a curated record. NCBI's taxonomy places the organism in Eukaryota, Viridiplantae, Streptophyta, Magnoliopsida, Lamiales, Phrymaceae.